CGCAAUAGCACCAAUUCUGCUCUGCGGCUUCUGAGACAUGUGCUUUGGCAAAUGGAUACCGAUUCAAGGGUCUGUUCGAUUGCCAGCGUCCGCGACUUGCGGCGGCCUCCAAUCGCCAUUUUAGCAGCGUUGCAAGCUUGGAGUUUCCCUUCCACGGAACGCUCAGAUCUGGCUUUUGCGGCCUUUGCACUUGGGACGAAUCCGCAGGGACGGGCUUGCCAGAUCACGUGGAGCUCCUAUGUCGAAGUGGACCUCUCUGUAACUAGCUCGUUAACAUUGCUGUUUUUCGUACCUUGCAUUGGUGCCACGUGCUAACUAGACUUCUCUAGGACAAGGACGACAAAUACCUGCUGUGAACAACAUGAAUCAACACACACAAAGCCGGGCCGCUAACAGCGGCAGGCUGGUGGGAGGCAAGCCUGCAACUUGGGGGCAAAGUGGUCUUCCUGCACCCUCACAACAGACUCGAGACUCCGUAGCACCUGACAGCUGGGCACAAGCUAUGGGUUCGAGGGCAAAUACUCAGCUUGAUCUCUCCGCGUCUUCCUUCCCCAGCCUCAACAACAGUAGCCUCCAAUCACAGGGUCAUAGUGUGGGCUCCAGUGCAUGGCAAACUGGGCCACCUCAGAACGAACAGGCACAACGACAGCAAAUGCAAGCUUCGCGGACGCACAUCUCUUCUCGACAGCAACAAAGCAAUGCCGGUCGAGACGGGUUCUACCCUACGGAUACAUACUCCAGGAAUGCCCCUAUGGAGUUCUCUGCGGAGUCUUCCCAGCCUGUACGUCGAACAAGUCAAGCACCAAGCGGACCGCCGGGACUUGCGCAACGACAACCGAAUCAACAGGGCGACAGCACGCCAGGUGAUCCCAGCAGAGUCACUUCGCCGUCCGGACAGACACAGAUUUCACGCUCACCCAUAUCUCAGAGUAUCAAUGCGGCCAUUGGCCAAGAGAGAUUUUUAGGGCAAGAUUCAAGGCCACAAUUACACGAUUCGCCGUCGCAGUCGCUUGGACUGCAGCCGCGGGACAUGUUCGCGGAUCGAGAAAUCGGAUCAAGAGCCGACCAUGACUCAAUCUUCGCAGGUAUGAGCGAAAAAGACAGAUUCGGAAUGAAGGGCUAUGUUGCAGAACAGGAUAAUGCGAGUCCGGCAGCAAGGAGUUUGAUGAGAGGAGUGGACCUGUCAACGCUCGGCAUUAAUAUGGGCUCUCAAGAACCCUUACUAUCAUCCUACCCAGGGCCGUGGGCCGAACCCAAUGCCACGCCGCUGCGGCCCUUGGACUCGGAGUACAGCAUCCCAGACUGCUACACAGUCAAGAAGAUCGCACCACUGUCAACUCGGAUCACCGGAUUUGUGGACGAAACACUAUUCUUCAUCUUCUACACCAUGCCUCGGGACUACAUCCAGAUGCUAGUAGCUCAAGAGUUGGUGGCACGCAAAUGGCGGUACCACAUGAGGGAGAAGCAGUGGCUCACUAGGGACGACGCGUCGCCUAGUCCGGUAUUACUGGACGACAAAGUGAGUGAACAAGGCUACUACAUCUGGUGGGACACCAAACUGUGGAAGAAAGUCCGACGGAUCUACACGUUGAGAUACGAGGACCUGGAAGAACAACCCAGCAUGGGGAAUCGACCAAUCCACGCAGGCGUCAUGGGUGCAAUGUCGGGAAAUGUCAACGGAGGAAUGGGUGUUGGCAAUUUCAACGCUGUACCUAGUCUGGAGAGAAUGGCUGCCACUGGAAGAGGCUUCUAGGUCACCACUCUCGAAGGUGUAUCACCGAGAGCUGAUUAUGUUGCGUGCCGCAGCGCUGCGAGUCCUGCAAAUGACGACUCUGUCGCUUGCCGGAGACAGCGUAUUUUGCUAUUGCAGACAACAGGACUGAGUUGUGCUCGAUUAAGUGUCAACACGCCGGACUUCCUUCAUUCCGCUAUUGAUAUCACGUGGCGCCAAGCCCUGUGUAACGUG
Molecule: messenger RNA, 1966 nt
Organism: Cladophialophora immunda
Lineage: Eukaryota; Fungi; Ascomycota; Eurotiomycetes; Chaetothyriales; Herpotrichiellaceae
Exons: 3
Coding region: 362-1753 (463 amino acids)
Biological process (GO): nuclear-transcribed mRNA poly(A) tail shortening; regulation of DNA-templated transcription
Cellular component (GO): P-body; CCR4-NOT core complex
Source: RefSeq, a predicted model, not a curated record